AGUAUGGAUGUGAUGGAUACAUUAAUUUAUAGUUUGCUGUUCAUUCCAUUAUUUGUAUCCGGAUCAGUCGUCACAGCAUGUGUCCAAGUACCAGAUUGUCAGUGUGAAUCGUUGAGUGUCAAUUCAACGGACAUCAAGGUGACAUGUCAUGAAACAUCCAGUUUACUCUUAUUGCCUAAGUCGGUGUCGAUUUUAGAAGUCAACUGCUUCAAUAAAUAUUUACAGCAAACUCCCCCUGCUGAUCUCUUCCUUCUUUUAUCGAAACUUCACUCCGUAAAAUUUAUCGGUUGUCGUUUCGACGGAAUAUCGACAACAUUAUUUCAAUGGCCAAGAUUAAGAAACAUCAGGUUUACGUCAUGCUUUUUGCGGAAUACGUCACUGAUAUUCAACACAUCUUUAGUUGAGUUGGAAAUUUCUGACAGCGGCCUGACGUCGUUUCCGGAAAUACGUGACCUUGACCAUCUUGAAGUGUUGAACAUUUCUAACAACGGGUUGGAGAGUUAUGGAAUGUUUGAAAAAAACUGUGAAGUCGCGAAUCUAUCGUUAAAACAUAUCGAUUUUAGUGGCAACGCUUUCAAAACAUUUCCAAAUUUAUCUAACUGUGCUCCGAAUCUGAUUAGCCUGAAAAUAUGUCAUGGUGCUCCACUAAAGUUGGAAACUAAUUUAAACGAUUUGGGAUAUUUAGAAAGUUUGGAUCUAACGGGAACGAUAUUGGAGGGACAUAUCGGAAAUCUGAGAAACCUUACCAAGCUAAAUGUCUUGCAUUUGGUUGGUGUCGGACAAAUGUUAGAGUUCUUUCCACGAGACCAUCCCAAGUUAAAGGAAUUACAUUUACAAAAUGUGUACCCGGAUGAUAAAUUAAUUUGGGAACUAGGACAUCUCCCCGACCUGACCCAGUUAAAGUUGAUUAAGUGUAACAUCACAAGCCUACCUUCAUCAACCUUUUUAAAUUUAACGCUUUUAGAAGAUUUGGAUUUAUCUGAUAACCGUAUUUCAUCAGUUGAACCUGGUUUACUGGAUGAUUUGGUCAAUCUUAGACACUUAAAUUUAUCUCAUAACGCUAUUACUCACGUGUAUAAAGGUACUUUUACCCCUCCCGGGUUGACCAAACUGGACAUUUCCGUUAAUCAGAUCAAAUUUAUAACACAAGGAAGUUUUGAUAAUCUUACCGAUUUAAUUCAACUAAAUCUAACCUCGAAUAAAAUAGCCAGUUUACCUAAAAAUAUAUUCCAGCACUUAAUCUCCCUUGAAAACUUAUUUUUGAAACGAAACACUUUGAAAGCACUGCCCUCCUUUAGCAAAUGCACCAAAUUGACACAUUUAGAUUUGAAAGAUAAUUUAUUAAAUGGCCUAACAUCAACAAGUUUUGAAGGAUUGGUUUCCUUGGUAGGGAUAAGUGUGAGAAAUAACAGUUUAUUUUUUGUAUCAUCCAUGGCAUUUAAAGACUCACCGGAAUUAUCGUAUAUCGAUCUAUCUCAUAAUCAGAUCUUGUCGAUACAAAAGCACCUGUUAUAUUCGACACCGUGGGGAAAUCUCAACAAAUUGAAUUUCUUAAGACUGGAUUAUAACAACCUGACACGAUUAUCCAGUGACUUGUCGUAUUUUACAAAUCUUCAAAAGCUUUUCUUAGACCAUAAUAAAAUUGAUCGAGUCUAUCCGGAUAUGUUUCCCGAAUCACUAGUUCUCUUGGAUCUGUCCAGCAACCGGAUUCGCACUCUAGGUCAGCUGAUGACGAAACUUAAAAAUUUACAUAAAUUGAAUUUACAGUACAAUUAUCGAUACUUGAGAAAAUUGUCCACAUAUUCGUUUUAUUUGGGAUCAGCACAUCAACCAACGGUUUAUAUCGGAUUCAAUGAAUUCAUCUGUGAUUGUGGAAUGAUGUGGUUAAAAGCUCUGACAAUUCCAGGAAUCAUACUUCCAUCAACUCUACAGAAGUUGCCAUAUUUUCCGGACAUUGACAGAACAUUUUGUGAAAAUGACGGUCCAUCUUUGAUCAAACUGAGGGAUUAUCCGACAUCUAAAUUUGUUUGUGAAUAUGAGAAGGAUGAUUUUGAAUGUGAUGUGGGAUGUGGUUGUUGUCUUGACAGCAACUAUAGACUUAAUGGUGACUGUCCCUGUGUCUAUCGGUGUCCCAAAGGAUGUCAGUGUAAAAAAAGUGUCAUGAUUUUUCAGACAAACGAGAUUCAAUGCCAGAAUAGAAAUUUAUCUUCCAUCCCGCUUAGACUUCCACUCGGCUCAACCGAGAUCAAUUUAUCAGGAAACGAUAUCCCCAUGGUAACAAGGCAUUUCUUGGAGGAGUUGGAUCUCUUGAAUACUCUUUAUUUAAACGGAAGUAGGGUAAAAUGGCUAUCACCCGGAUGCUUUGAUGGAAUGCCGAGACUACAAGCACUUUAUCUCGACCACAACUUAUUGACAUCCAUUCCUUCUGGAUUGUUUCAGAAUCUCAAAUCUUUGGAACAACUUUAUCUGCAUAAUAACCUCAUUUCCUUUAUCGUGUCUGAUGCCUUUCACGGAUUAAACCACGGACUUAGCCUGUCUCUUCACGACAAUAAACUGAGCGAUCUGGGUUCGUUAGAUUCGUUGAACUCCAACCAGAUAACCACAGUGUCACUAUCAAACAAUCCAUGGAGUUGCCGGUGUGAUUUUAUCACCGAGUUCCGAGACUUUCUAACAAUAAACGCCGAGAGAAUCAAAGAUAUCGAUGACAUAGCUUGCACAUGGCCAGCAAGUGAAGAAAACAUGUUAAAUUACAACGACUCGGUAAAUAUCACGAUGCCGGAACUUUACUGGAAUUCAACUGAUCGCGUGAUGGGUGUUCUCGAUUAUAACUACUCGAGUCUGUGUUCCAAUAAAACUGUUAUAGUUAAUACAACUAUAAUUCAACAGGUUUUACAAGAGGAUGAUCGUUUACUUGGACCAAUAAUAGGCUUGGUCUUCUUCUUUUCUUCUCUAGCUGUUCUAGCGGUGUUAAUCGUGUGGAAACGACAAUUUGUACAAGUUGUUAUUUAUACAAAGUUUGGUGUGCGUUUCGUUCCAGGCAAGGAAAACAAUGAUCGCGAAUAUAAAUAUGACGCUUUCGUUUCGCAUAGCAGUAAGGACGAGGAAUUUAUACUUAAAGAGCUUAUGCCUAAAUUAGAACAGAGGAAGAAAUUGCGACUAUGCCUUCAUUUUCGAGAUUUCCCAGUCGGUGAAUCUAUCGCCGAUAAUAUUAUAGAAGCCGUGGACGCUAGUAGAAGAACUUUGUUGAUUAUUUCAAAUAAUUUUUUACAGAGUGAAUGGUGCAAAUUUGAGUUUCAAACGGCUCACCAUGAAGUUCUAACUAAUCAUGCGGAAAAUAUUGUUAUUGUUUUACUUGAUGACAUAGACCAAGACGCCGUGGAUCCUGAUUUAAGAACACUUUUAAAAACUAAGACAUACGUUAAAUAUGGCGAUCCAUGGUUUUGGGAAAAACUUUACUUUGCGCUACCCGAUAAAGAUAAGAUAGAUGACGAUAACGUAGCUGCAAAAGGAGAAGAGGUGAUUCGGUUUGAAAGGAUUUGAACAUAAAAUCGUUGACAUACAUUCCGCAACAUGAUUAAAAUACAGAUCUAUUUUUCGUUUCGUUUUUUUUUUAUACUUUCGAUGGCCUCUACUACAUGAAGAUCUGACCAGUUGUAGUGGGAGGUCGCAUAAGAGGUCAUACGAGGGGCUUUGAACCUAUGACGUCAGAAAUUUGAUUAACCAAUCAGAGUACAACUCACGCCUAAAACUCGUCGUAACAGACCGCUUCAAUGGCUAAUCCCAGACGUCACCCAGAACGCGGGUUAUAUAACAACUCUUCCAGAUCCUAGUGUAAUAAAGACAAGUAAAACGAAAUGUUGAAAUAUAAAGAAACGAAACGAAAUAGAAUCUGUGUUUUAAUCAGAUUGUACAUUCCGCAUUUUGUGUGAUUGUUAGAACAAUUCAAAUAAAACCAAAGACAAAAAUAAAAUAUAUAUUAUCCUGUCAAUGUCACAAAGAUGACAUGAUAUAAAUCUACACAGGUUUUAUGUCAAGAAGGCGAAUAAAAUUGUUGGUUAUCUUUGAUUGCUGCUA
This is a messenger RNA of Patella vulgata (common limpet), 4074 nucleotides long. RefSeq names its product toll-like receptor Tollo. Gene Ontology annotation, cellular component: membrane. Gene Ontology annotation, molecular function: protein binding; transmembrane signaling receptor activity. The record is from RefSeq and is a predicted model, not a curated record. Lineage: Eukaryota; Metazoa; Mollusca; Gastropoda; Patellidae. Gene Ontology annotation, biological process: toll-like receptor signaling pathway; immune response.